AUGAGCAAACAUUUAUCUUUUGAGGAACUUGUAGAGAUGGAAGAAAAGGCGGCUCAAAGAAAAGAAGAGAAAAAGACAAAACCAAUACAAAAACAAGACACUUGGCUCGACGAACCCGCUAACAAAAACGUGAAGAAAAAAACAACACAAAGGUAUGAGGGGGAUAUCACGGGACAAGCUUACCACGCGUAUGAAAAGAAGAUAUCAUGGCUUGACGAAGAGAAAACAAGAGAAGGAUAUGAUGCGUAUAAAAAUGACACAAGUCUUCAAGCGAAAGUUGGAGAGGGGUAUGUCUCCGACGAGAAACUCGAACUUCUCAAGAAGCAGAUGAAAAAAGGGUCUGAAGACGCACAAAAAUUCCAUCGGAAGAGGAAGGAAAAAAUAGUCAGAUGCGAUUUUAUUAAUGACAAAAACAAAAAAUUCAAUGAAGCAGCGAGUAAAGCUUUUGACAAAUAUACAGAAGACAUUAGAGACGCUUUGGAACACCCAUAA
Messenger RNA from Entamoeba invadens IP1, 492 nucleotides. RefSeq lists its product as hypothetical. The record is from RefSeq and is a predicted model, not a curated record. The transcript has a single exon. Lineage: Eukaryota; Evosea; Mastigamoebida; Endamoebidae. Bases 1 to 492 code for a protein of 163 amino acids.